This is a messenger RNA of Trachymyrmex cornetzi, 1362 nucleotides long. RefSeq names its product alcohol dehydrogenase [NADP(+)] A. Lineage: Eukaryota; Metazoa; Arthropoda; Insecta; Hymenoptera; Formicidae. The transcript has 4 exons. Bases 85 to 1056 code for a protein of 323 amino acids. Gene Ontology annotation, molecular function: oxidoreductase activity. The record is from RefSeq and is a predicted model, not a curated record.
GUGGGAGGAAUACAAUAAAGUAGCACAUCCCGAUUUUAAAACAUACAGUCUGGUUUCUUCGUUGUUACAAGACAUAUCGCGAAUAUGGCUCAAACAAAUUCUAGUGUAUCUCUGCCAACAGGGCAACAAAUGCCCAUUUUAGGAUUUGGAACAUGGAACGCAAGCGGAGAAGAACUAGAAGCAGCUCUGGAUGCAGCUUUGGAAGCAGGAUAUAGGCAUAUUGACACAGCUGCAGUAUACGAAAAUGAACGUUUCAUUGGUAACGUUUUGAAAAAUUGGUUGGAUUCCGGCAGGAUCAAGCGAUCCGAUCUGUUUAUUGUGACUAAGGUACCUCCUAGUGGAAACAGACCCGGUGAUAUUGAAAAGUGGCUGAAGAGAUCUCUCUCUAAUUUGCAUUUAAGCUACCUGGAUUUAUAUCUUGUCCAUGCUCCAUUUGCAUAUCAAGAUGCUGGAGAAGAGUUUUUACCUAUUAAUGAAAAAGGAGAAAUAAUGAUUGAUACUGAUACGGAUCAUCUACAAAUUUGGUCAACAAUGGAGAAUCAAGUGCUGCAAGGACGUACUAAAGCGAUUGGAUUGAGCAACUUUAACAUUGCACAAAUCAAAAGAAUUUUGGAUAACGCUAAAUUACCUGUUUCAAAUUUGCAAAUUGAAUUACAUGUUUAUUUCCAACAGAACAAACUGGUGAAGUUUUGUCAAGAUAACGACAUCCGUAUAACGGCGUACUCUCCUUUGGGUUCACGUGGAUUUGUUGAGAAAAUAGGAAAGGGAGACGCUGUGUCGGACUCAUUAAAAAACGUAACUGUGUUAGAAAUUGCGGAAAAAUACGAAAAAACGCCUGGACAAAUAUUACUUAAACACAUCAUUCAAAAAGGUAUAGUGACUAUACCGAAAAGCGUUAAUCCUUUAAGAAUCAAACAAAAUAUUGACUUGUUCGAUUGGCAACUCGAAGCUGAAGAUGUUGACAAGUUAAAUGCUUUGGAUAUGGGAGAAUCUGCACGAGUGUGUGAUUUCAGUUUCUUUAAAGGUGUAUCAAAGCAUCCAGAAUUUCCUUUCUAAGAUUAUCAUAUAGAAUAUCCCGAAAUUAGGUAAUGAAAAUACUAUAGCAAGAAAGGUUUCAAAAUAUUAAGUAAAAAAGUUAUUUGUAAAUUUUUAUUUUGGACAGUAGUUUUUGAAAUAAUAAGGAUUUAAAUAUGACCAGACUGCGUUUAGACGACCACCUGUCCAUGAAUCGCUUUUACGAUAGUAUCAGCGAGCGCUGUCAAGUGCGCAUUUCUUAUUAAUACAUACUCACUGUCACUAAUCAGAUGAUCGUUUAAAGGACUAUAGUUGGCCAUAUUUAAAUCUUUAUAUCUCAAAAACACU